AUGCGCGUAGGGAAAACAUCGAAUAUGGAACUCGAUGCAAUCUACAACGCAUACCUUCCAAAGAAACGGAUCGUUCCGUCGGACACGAUGGUGCACCUUGAUUGGAAACGCGCGCAGCAGCUCGCGGCAAAGGUGCACCGUCACGGCGUAGUGUUUUUCCCCAUCUUCAUUAUGAAGCACUGGAUUGCAGGGCUUUUGGAGAAAGGGACGCGGGACUCAGCAGAAAUACAGCUGAGCAUCCUCGACUCCGCACCUUCUCCCAUAGUAGAAGAUAAGCUGCGUAAGCACUUCAAAAUGGUCUGGCCGGCUUUGCGUUUGGUGAAGAGAUUUUCACCACGUCAGGAACGCUAUAGCGACGACUGCGGUUUGUACAUGUCUGCCGUAUUUUUCGGCACGCAUCUGGACAUACAAAUCGACCAUAGCCACGACAUGGCAAAGUGCAUGCGGCGCCUGAUGUACGCGGCGUCGAAACACCACCCGCCACGCGAAUAUUUCCUCGAGAAAAUGAGGAAAAUUCUGACGAACCACCCGGUGUCACGGAAGGAUUUCUUUUACAACGAAAUCGAGCGCAGGCCGUGGUUGAAGAAAACCACGGUGAACCGUGAAGACACUUUCCACUUGGGUGGAGGCGAGAGGCGCGCAACGAAAUCCACGAACCCGAAACGGGAUUCCAGGCGCGCAAACCAGCCGAAAGCACGUGCUCCACAGCCACCUCCUCGACAAAAGAAAAAGGAGGAAACAGUGCGCAAAAAGAUGGACCGGGCUGAUCGCACAAAGCGCAAGCCACAGACGCCUGCACCCGCGUCAAAAA
Messenger RNA from Leishmania braziliensis MHOM/BR/75/M2904, 811 nucleotides. RefSeq lists its product as hypothetical. Lineage: Eukaryota; Euglenozoa; Kinetoplastea; Trypanosomatida; Trypanosomatidae. The record is from RefSeq and is a predicted model, not a curated record. The annotation marks the transcript as partial. The transcript has a single exon.